This is a messenger RNA of Drosophila melanogaster (fruit fly), 960 nucleotides long. RefSeq lists its product as uncharacterized. The transcript is spliced from 2 exons. The coding region runs from base 74 to 874 and encodes 266 amino acids. NCBI's taxonomy places the organism in Eukaryota, Metazoa, Arthropoda, Insecta, Diptera, Drosophilidae. Gene Ontology annotation, cellular component: chitin-based extracellular matrix. The record is from RefSeq and is marked reviewed. Gene Ontology annotation, molecular function: structural constituent of cuticle; structural constituent of chitin-based cuticle.
CGAGAAUCGGGCGAUCGAAGGGUUUCAAUCAUAAGUUAUAGAUAAGUAGCCAGCGGUUAAUAAAAAGAGAGAUAUGAAGAAGCGACGCAUAACCAGCACAGCUGGAGAUGCCAAUGGACCUGGCGUUGGACCAAAAGCACGGACUUCAACUCGCUGGCGCUUCCGCAUUGCGUUGCGAAGAGAGGCACGCUUCGGCCAGGCGGUGCGGCAACUCAAAGAUUUGUUGCCACUGUUGGCGCUAAUUGCUGGAUGCGGAAUGAUCGGUGCAUGCGCAGCGGUUGGCUACUCCUAUGCAAGAUUCGAGGGUCCGGUGGUGGGGCCGGAGCAUCUGGUCACCGUCCACGACGGACGCACCGUGGACUAUGUGGCCCGUCCCGAGUACAGCUUCGCCUAUGGAGUCGAGGAUGGCAAGACGCGCGUGCUGCAGAAUCGCAAGGAGACGCGCAACGGGGACGAGGUGAGAGGAGUGUACAGCGUAGUCGAUCCGGAUGGCACCUUGCGUGUGGUUAAAUACACGGCCGACGAUGCCAACGGCUUCCAAGCCGAGGUCAUUACCAAUGGUGUGAAAACUCUGCACGGCCACGGUUCCGACGGGGAUGCGGGUGGCGGGUCGGUGGACAGCCAGGUGAGGCACCAUAGCGCCGAGGCCCACAAAGCGAAGGAGGAUGAUGAGGAGGAGGAUGAACGGGAGCGGGAGCACCAGGGGAAUGGCCAGUACCAAGUGCACGAGGAUUACGAUGAGGGAAAGGACGAGCAGGCGGAGGAGGACGAGGAGGGUGGCGGUCACCAGGAGUACGAGGGCAGCAGCGAGGAAGGAUAUGUCGAGGCAGAUGCUCACAGUCAGCAGGAGGAGUCCAGUGACGAGGACUACUAGAUUUGAAGAAAAACCUAUUAAUUAUAUUUCAUUUAUUGUGAUAAAUUAAAAUAUAUAUCAUAUAAGCAGUGUUCACUGCUCAAACC